GUCAGUUCAGUUGACAUAUGGUUGAUAGUUGAUAUGGUCAUGAACCAUUUGAUACGAAAAUAUAAAAUGUGUAUGUUGUUAUAAUUUAUUUACUUAAGUAAUUAUAAUUGUUAGUAACAGUGCAUACUUAAAACUUAAUUAGAAAAAAGUAAAGUUAAUUAUAUUACUAUGGGGAAAACAUCAAAAGAUAAAAGAGAUAUCUACUAUAGGUUAGCUAAGGAGGAAGGAUGGCGAGCUAGAAGUGCAUUUAAAUUGUUGCAAAUUAACGAAGAACACAACAUAUUUGAAGGAGUGCUCCGCGCCGUGGACCUCUGCGCUGCUCCCGGUAGCUGGAGCCAGGUACUGACAAAGAAACUGAGACAGAAUGCUCAAAAUGAAGAUGAAGUCAAAAUAGUGGCUGUCGAUUUGCAGGCUAUGGCGGCUCUGCCGGGCGUCAAACAAAUACAAGGCGACAUAACCAAGUUGUCGACGGCUAAUGAAAUCAUUAAGGAAUUUGAAGGAUUAAAGACAGAUUUAGUAGUUUGUGAUGGAGCUCCAGAUGUAACAGGUCUGCAUGACAUUGAUGAGUAUGUCCAAUCACAGCUUCUCCUUGCUGCCUUGAAUAUUACUACACAUGUUCUCAAGGAUGGUGGUGUAUUUGUGGCUAAAAUCUUUAGAGGGAAGGAUGUGUCACUUUUAUAUUCGCAGCUGAAGCAGUUCUUCAAGUUUGUUACUGUCAGUAAGCCCCGAAGUUCAAGAAAUUCAAGUAUUGAAGCAUUUGUGAUAUGUCAGAAAUACCAGCCACCAGAAGGCUAUGUACCAACAAUGGUGAAUCCUCUGCUGGAUCAUAAGUACUGUGAUUUCAAUCAGUUCACUGGCCCUAACAGAUAUAUUGUGCCAUUCAAUGCAUGUGGGGACUUAAGUGCAUAUGACUCAGAUACCUCAUAUCCUUUGCUGUUGGAUGGACAGUCAUCUUAUGAAUAUAAGGAGCCUGUUCAGGGCCCUAUUAAUCCACCUUACAAAGAAGUUUUGGACAAGACAAAAAAUUUGCAGUUACAGUAAAUUUUAAUACAUAUAAAUUAAGUAUAUUUACUUACUUACUUACUUACUUACUUAUAUUUUAUAUAUUUUGAUAAGUAAUCAAAAAUAUUGUAUUACUGUUAUUUUAAAAAACCUGUAGAAAAAUACUAUACCACUAAGUUUAAGUCUGCAGUCUCACAACACCUGGGUCACAUUAAAAAUAAAAGGAUAGCUGUUGUCUCUCUUUCUGAAAACCACAUUUGUUUUGCAUGAACAUCAUAUUAUUAUUUGCAAAGUUUGAUGUUUAUGAUGGUUGUCUUGCAAUAGAAAAAAAAAUGUUUUUAUAUUUUAUGUAUGUAUUGUUGGGCUAUAAACUGAAAACCAGAAUUGUGACUGCUAGUUUGUAUCACAGCAAAUUUCACACUUUUUUCACACUAUUGUUCUAGACUUAAGAAAUUAUGUUAAUUGGGUACUUGAAACAUUUUGAAUAUUAUAACAAAAAGCUGAAUGGAUAGAAAACGAGCUGAGAGUAAAAAUGGAUAAAAAAGUGGAAUUUAGAAAGAUAUAUUGAGAUUAUAAAAAAAUACAAGGCUUGGAGCCUCAACUCAGCCUUUUUUUUAUGUUUUAUUGAAAAUUUUAUUAUAUCACAACUAUAUACAUAAACGCAAUAUUUCAGGGUCAAAAUAGCUAACUGUCAGGUAGCCAAUUGUAAUUGUUGCUGUUCUUGUGUCUAAAUUGUCCAUUUGGUUGUUUCUGUCUUGUACAGUCAGCGUCAAAUACUUCGUAGCAACCAA
This is a messenger RNA of Cydia pomonella (codling moth), 1793 nucleotides long. Its product is annotated as tRNA (cytidine(32)/guanosine(34)-2'-O)-methyltransferase-like. The transcript has a single exon. Lineage: Eukaryota; Metazoa; Arthropoda; Insecta; Lepidoptera; Tortricidae. Gene Ontology annotation, biological process: cytoplasmic translation; tRNA methylation. Gene Ontology annotation, cellular component: cytoplasm. The record is from RefSeq and is a predicted model, not a curated record. Gene Ontology annotation, molecular function: tRNA methyltransferase activity. Bases 169 to 1041 code for a protein of 290 amino acids.